Panthera uncia (snow leopard) is the source of this 2408-nucleotide messenger RNA. RefSeq names its product serpin family E member 2 (gene SERPINE2). NCBI's taxonomy places the organism in Eukaryota, Metazoa, Chordata, Mammalia, Carnivora, Felidae. Gene Ontology annotation, biological process: negative regulation of endopeptidase activity; negative regulation of plasminogen activation. The coding region runs from base 430 to 1677 and encodes 415 amino acids. The transcript is spliced from 9 exons. Gene Ontology annotation, molecular function: serine-type endopeptidase inhibitor activity. The record is from RefSeq and is a predicted model, not a curated record.
CCCGGGGCGGCGACGUCGAGGCGGAGGAACUUUCUCAGCCCGCGAGGCUGCUUGCGCGCCCGGCUCCGCGCCCGGCCCGCGGGGAGCCCGAGGACGACCCGGGCCGGGCGAGGAGGGGCCGCGACGGCCGUGGCGUCCAGGUGCGCCCGCAGCCGGGGAGCCCCGGGGCCCGCGUGGUUUCCGCCGGCGCAUCCUCGCUGGCGCCGGUGACCCUGAACCUGAGGUACCCAGGUACGAGGCAGGCGUCCCCCCACCCCGUGCUUGGCGUGUGCGCUGCCCGAUGGGGAAAAGACAAACCGACUCUUGUGUUUACCGCUGGCCGAGCCGGGUGGGGGCCACCAGCGGUUUGGGGCAGAGCCUUUAAAUUGGCCUCUGACAAUCAACUCAGCCCCAUGGAGCAGAUUUUUGCCAUUUUCACCAUCUGUAGAAAUGGGAAUCGAGGCAGCGAUCAGUGGCUACAGGUUGUCCUUGCCGGAAGGAACCAUGAACUGGCAUUUUCCCUUCUUUCUUGUGGCCACAGUGACUUUGCCCUCUGUGUGCUCCCAGUUCAACCCCCUAUCUCUGGAGGAACUAGGCUCCGACACAGGAAUCCAGGUUUUCAAUCAGAUUAUCAAAUCCCGGCCUCUUGACAACGUGGUCGUGUCCCCCCAUGGGAUUGCGUCCGUCCUGGGGAUGCUUCAGCUGGGAGCCGACGGCAGGACUAAGAAGCAGCUCACCACGGUGAUGAGAUACGGCGUGAACGGAGUCGGUAAAGUGUUAAAGAAGAUCAACAAGGCCAUCGUCUCCAAGAAGAAUAAAGACAUCGUGACGGUGGCCAAUGCAGUGUUUGUGAAGAACGGCUCUAAAAUGGAAGUGCCUUUCGUUACGAGGAACAAGGACGUGUUUCAGUGCGACGUCCAGAACGUGGACUUUGAAGAUCCAGCCUCUGCCUGUGACUCCAUCAACGUGUGGGUUAGAAACGAAACCAGGGGUAUGAUCGACAAUCUGCUCUCCCCAAAUCUCAUCGAUGGUGCACUCACCAGACUGGUCCUGGUCAAUGCCGUGUAUUUUAAGGGUUUGUGGAAAUCGAGGUUCCAACCUGAGAACACAAAGAAACGCACGUUUGUGACAGCUGAUGGGAAGUCCUACCAAGUGCCCAUGCUGGCCCAGCUCUCCGUGUUCCGAUGCGGGUCUACAAGCACCCCCAACGAUUUAUGGUACAACUUCAUCGAACUGCCCUACCACGGGGAAAGCAUCAGCAUGCUGAUCGCGCUGCCCACAGAGAGCUCCACCCCGCUGACGGCCAUCAUCCCUCACAUCAGCACCAAGACCAUAGACAGCUGGAUGAGCACGAUGGUGCCCAAGAGGGUGCAGGUCAUCUUGCCCAAGUUCACGGCGGUAGCACAAACAGAUCUGAAGGAGCCGCUGAAAGUGCUCGGCAUCACCGAGAUGUUUGAUCCAUCAAAAGCAAAUUUUUCGAAAAUAACAAGGUCAGAAAACCUUCACGUCUCUCAAAUCUUGCAAAAAGCAAAAAUUGAAGUCAGUGAAGACGGAACGAAAGCUUCGGCAGCAACAACUGCGAUUCUAAUUGCAAGGUCGUCACCUCCCUGGUUCAUAGUAGACAGACCCUUUCUAUUUUUCAUCCGACAUAAUCCCACAGGUGCUGUCUUAUUCAUGGGGCAGAUAAACCAACCGUGAAGAGUAUACAGAAGAAACCAUGCAAAAGCAAAGACUACUUUGUGACGAAGAAAACUCCUUUCCUACAUCUUUCAUAGUUCUGUUAAAUAUUUUUGUACAUUUCUUCCUUUUUCAAAACUAGUUCUUAGGAACAGAGACUCAAUGAUGCAAGCAUUUUUGUCCCGGGAUAUAUAUCAAAGGGAAAAAGGGGCAGGAUGGCUGGAACACUGUACUGACAAAUGAAUAGAAAGGCUUCAAAAUGUCUAAAAAACGCUUUAAACUACUGAGCAGGUACCUAGGCUAACCCUCCCGAGUAUUUACUGUCCAGUUCAGGAGUUUUGUUUUGUUUACACGUGUGGCAUUUCAGAAGAAAUGUAAUCAGUGUGAUGGGGGAAAAAAAACCCACAACACAUUUUAUGGUGGCUUUUACUUUUUUAUGAAAAAAUAUAUAUAUUAUCGGCCUUUUUAAUUCUUUUGUUUUGGUCCCAUCCAAAGUCUUGAUAGUAAGCAUUAUUUUGGGGGUAGAAAUAGUGAAAUCUCUAGCCUCUUUGUGUUGUUGUUGUUGUUGUUGUUGUUGUUUUAUAUAAUGCAUGUAUUCACUAAAAUAAAGUUUAAAAAACUAACGUCUUGCUAGACAAGGUUUGCUCUUGUGCAGUGUGCCUGUCACUACUGGUCUGUACUCUCUGGAUUUGCAUUUUUGUAUUUUGUACAAAGUAAAAAUAAAGUGUUAUGAGUAGUAAAAAAAAAAAAAA